AUGGCGAAAGCUUCAAACUUUCUGCAGUCAACUCUCCUCCCAUCUUCCUCCCCUCUCCGCAACCUCCACACCCAUCCGUUAACCCUCUCUUUCCCUCCUCUCCCUUCCUCCCGACCGAGAAUCCACUUCCACUGCUCUGUUUCAACCGGUGAGACCACAAAACGAACCGUGGAGGAAGCAGCCCCUGACAACAUAUCAUGGGGCUGCGAGAUAGACUCAGUAGAGAACGCCACUUCUCUCCAAAAAUGGCUCUCAGACUCAGGCCUCCCGCCUCAGAAAAUGGCUAUUGAUAAAGUCGACAUCGGAGAGAGAGGUCUCGUUGCCUCUCAGAAUCUAAGAAAAGGAGAGAAGCUUCUCUUUGUUCCUCCUUCUCUUGUUAUCAGUGCUGAUUCCGUGUGGACUAAUGGUGAGGCUGGGGAAGUGAUGAAACGUUAUGAUGUUCCGGAUUGGCCUUUGCUAGCUACUUAUCUUAUAAGUGAAGCGAGUCUUCAGAAGGGUUCGAGAUGGUUUAAUUAUAUCUCUGCUCUUCCCAGACAACCUUACUCGCUUUUAUACUGGACUCGGACAGAGCUUGAUAUGUACUUGGAAGCUUCACAGAUACGAGAAAGGGCAAUUGAGAGGAUCACUAAUGUUGUUGGAACUUAUGAAGAUUUAAGAAGCAGGAUAUUUUCCAAACACCCUAAUCUUUUCCCUAAAGAGGUUUUCAAUGAUGAGACAUUCAAGUGGUCUUUCGGAAUCCUGUUCUCACGGUUGGUACGGUUGCCAUCUAUGGAUGGAAGAUUUGCCUUAGUUCCAUGGGCAGAUAUGCUUAAUCAUAACUGUGAGGUUGAGACAUACCUGGAUUAUGAUAAGUCAUCAAAAGGAGUUGUCUUUACAGCAGAUCGACCAUAUCAACCAGGUGAGCAGGUUUUCAUAUCGUAUGGGAAUAAAUCAAACGGAGAGCUACUGUUAUCUUAUGGGUUUGUUCCCAGAGAAGGAACCAAUCCUAGUGAUUCAGUGGAACUGGCACUGUCACUCAGGAAAAAUGAUAAGUGUUACAAUGAAAAGCUGAAUGCUUUAAAGAAACAUGGAUUAUCCACCCCUCAAUGCUUCCCUGUAAGAAUCACUGGUUGGCCAUUGGAGCUGAUGGCAUAUGCGUAUCUAAUAGUGAGCCCUCCAGAUAUGAGUAACAGCUUUGAAGAGAUGGCGAAAGCUGCUUCGAAUAAGUCAUCAACAAAUAAGGAUCUAAAGUAUCCUGAAAUCGAGGAAGAAGCAUUGCAGUUCAUACUAGACUCAUGUGAAACAAGCAUAUCAAAGUACAGCCGAUUCUUAAAGGAAAGUGGAUCAAUGGAUUUGGAUAUAACAUCUCCAAAACAAUUGAACAGAAAAGCGUUUCUGAAACAGUUAGCUGUAGACUUGUCCACCAGUGAGCGUAGGAUACUGUACCGUGCUCAAUACAUUCUGAGGAGGAGACUAAGAGAUAUAAGAAGCGGUGAGCUGAAGGCUCUCCGGCUUUUUAGUGGAAUUAGAAACUUCUUCAAGCCGUGA
Messenger RNA from Eruca vesicaria subsp. sativa (arugula), 1527 nucleotides. Lineage: Eukaryota; Viridiplantae; Streptophyta; Magnoliopsida; Brassicales; Brassicaceae. The record is from the annotation of a GenBank genome assembly.